ACCAGUGCUCACCUCUGAUAAAACCACGGAAACGGGAGGCGGCGGCGAAAAAUAUACAGAAAAUGGGGCUUUAAUAUAUACUCCAGGUCAAGUGACUUGAUUGUGAGCUAAGCAUUCAUGCACCAUUUGUAGUCUUUCUAAAUAUAUACCUUAAUUACGAACGAUGUAACGAGUAAGAUAUGUGUUAUAAUAGAUAGGUGUGAUAAAGUCUCGUACAAUUUGUGAGAAAUACCUGGCCAAGCUGAGGAAUAUUAAUUAAGAGACAUGCUUUACCGCUGUCAUAACGAUCACCACCGCAGUUGUUGAAUAUUUUAAAUAGUAGGACUGCAUACUGCAUGGCUUUAAUAGGGGAGUCCACCGAGGAAAUAGUGUCACACAGGGGAGGCACAUUAUGAUGGUGAUAAUUAUAGUGAUAGUUGUACAUGUACUCAGUAAGCAUACAGUGUUUUAUUAUCACCAGAUAGCAGCUGAUGAGGACAUUAAACUUGUGCUGUGUAUUCUGACUUGAUGUUUUUCAGAAGAAGUAUUAAUUAGACUGAAUACACAUAAUGUGUAAACAACAACAUGUUUCUGUCACAAAAGAUGACUUAAUCAACAGGCAUCAUCUCUACUGCUAGAGACUGUCAACAGAACCAAAUAGACAUGGAAUUAACAUUGUGAAAUGUUGAUGGAUCACUCGCAUGAUUUAAAAAAACAUUGUUUGAGGAAGUAUGAAAAUAAGUGGGUACUUUGCUGAAACACUUAAGAUAUUUGUGUGUAUCAGAAAGUCUCUCUACAGUCAAAUAGCUAGUCCGAUUUAUAUACGUGGGAGUAUUAAAUCAGGAUUUUAAUUAUCAACAAGAUAAGACGAGUCUCAUUGUGAUUAUAAAUGGAAAAAGCAGAUUAAGACGUGGAAACAAUGUCUGUCGUUACUACAUACAGUGGUUCAAAUACCGGUGGAGGUAUAACAGAGGGAUUAACUGGUCUACUUUGUGCGGAUCAGGAGAUUUGCUCUUGUGAAAGAUGUAUUUUGGGACAUGGUAGAAAUAAAAGAAAAGAAAAUUGUUCAGUUAAAAACCAAGCAGCAUGUGAGGACCCAGAAACCUGUCCAUGUGAAAGGUGUAUUUUGGGACAAAGAAAAGAAGCAGUGGAACAGAUUCGUAAUGAGCAGGCCACAACAUGUGAAGACAAGGAGAUAUGCCCCUGUGAAAAAUGUAUUAUUGGCAAGACUUCCAAGUUAAAGAAAACUCCCAUAGUACUGACAUUGGUACCUAACAAAGCUGGACAGGAAAGUUCUCUGGUACACAAGGUGCUAGAAGAUAUUGAUGACUUGAAAAGGUCAAUUUGGGCUCUGACUCCAGAUGUUGUCAUGGAGACUGUUGUUGAUACCCCCAACAGUAACCAGCAACCUUCACAACAAACAGAAGAGCUACAACUAAAAAAGUUGGCAGGAGAGGAACAUGUACAGAAACCUGUGCCUCAACACAGAAUGACAGAAGGAAAGGAUGUACCAGCCGUGCCUCAACACAGAAUGACAGAAGGAAAGGAUGUACUACCAGCCGUGCCUCUCGUACGUAAAGUCUUCAAUGCCAACGCAGUUAGAGAACAUUUCAAACAACAGCAACAAAUGUUCAUUGAGACGAAUAAAGAUACUUCUGAUUUAAAAUCAUUUGAGGAAAUGAAGGGACUCACAAACUACAAAACCAAACCAGGUCUGGUUGGUAGUACUGACAAUAUCAAGGACAUUCUUAACAAACAGUAUAAACACAUUGAUUUAGAUAGUAUUUUACCAUGUCAGGCAGUGGUCGACAACAACAUGGAAACUGACAAAACCACAAUGCCUGUAGAAUGGCCUGAACGCAACGAUGAACAAUCUCAUCAAACAUUUAUACCUCAGCAGCAUGUGGUCAAUCAUCCGCGACCUCACAGCAUUUUGAAUAAAUCUGGCAUGCAUAAAGAAAUAAACCGUUGUAAAAAGACUGUACAGUUUUCGUUAGUUAAAGACGAUAAAGAGGAUUUGCCAAGACCUGAUGAAUUAGAUGUUUGCAUGCGUGGGUGUGGACGGUUGUCAACUGCGAUGAACAGCAAGACAGCCACAGGGACUGCUGUGUGUGACAGGCUGGUGUCAGUUGAUGGCUACAGACCUGUGACAGGUGAUGAGUACAGCAAUCAUCACCCACCUUCAGCUGGGUCAGGCCCAAUUAGGAAAAGUGUGCCCAGUAGCCUUGGGGGUAACAAACAUACUUGUGUUAAUAUUCCUGAGGUCAAGGAAGGCUCUGUAAUAAGCCAGGACUGCAUUGGUUCAGAUAAAAAACAGGCCACACCAUUACUACAUAGACAAAAAACAACUGAUCUGCAUUGUGUACACCCCCCAGAGGAGCUACAGACUGACAGUCGUUUCAACACUGCUGUGGAUACACAAUUAAAAUCUGAAAAAGCACAUUCAAAAAGUGAUAGCAAAAAAAAUGGCAUACAAAAAACUAUCAAAGGUUUUCUUAAAUAUAGCCAGCAUCUGUUGCUGAGUGGAGAAAGCUGCGACAUUAACAUGAGUUUAAAAUCAAAUGACGCACCGUGGCAUAGCAACAGCAGUGGUGACACUAGUACUGGUACUUUGUUAACAUCUUGUCAGAAACCAUACCCUUCGUUAUGGUGCACCAACAAAAUCUGCCAACUAGAUAAGAGACUAUUAAAACCGGAGCAAAUCACUUCUACGAAUGGCAGAAUUGAUUUCAAAAAGUCCAGCAUACUCUGGAUACAGAAGCGAGCUAAGUCAGCUAUAGAAGGGAGAAACAGCCAAUCUGGGACCGUUAAUCCUACUCAUCACUCCAUCAUUCCAUCAAAGUGGGCUGUAAGUUUAAAGUCAAACAGACUUAAUGUGACCUCUUCCAUGCCAGUCUGUAAUGACAAGGAUGAGACUGUAUCUGUCGCAGAAUGUGACAAACCGAUCACGCAAUUAAGCCCAUCACCUGAAAAUUACCUGGACGUGUGUGGCAGGCAUAACAACGUAAAUGUUACAGGUAAUGCUUACACAGCUGACAAAUGUUUACACCUGGUCAAAAAACUGUCAACAAAUUCUGACAAAUUGGUCACCUCCCUGCCCUUAACUUUUAAUGAGAUAAACCUUUUUAAACAAGACACACCAAAGGACAUGCGUUCUACCUGUCUUGUUAUAUGUAACGUGGAAAAGGGCACAGGUGAAAUUACAACAGUGCCAUAUCCAGAGGCUACUGCUGCAAAAGCAAAACAUGAAACUCCUGUGACAGAUGGAAAACGUGCUGAUAAAACCAUUCAACAGGUUGAUGGGAUAACAGUUUCAGAACAGGGAGACAAUUCAUCGGUCAGUUUAUCUGUGUCCUUACCUAACAGUCAAAUAUCUGGAGGACAGGAUAAACAUUGUCAGGGAUUACCUCUGGUCAAUGUCUCACAGACAAGAUCUACAGCUAAAUUUCCUAAUACUGCAAUCUCAGUACCCAGACCUGGAUAUGGUCAAGCUAUAGAUAAAAAGGAUUUACCAGUGGUCAAAUUGUCAAGGGAAGGAUCUGGCCUGGACAGGCCAACUGAUAGUGAGGUACCUUGGGGCAUCUCGAGACAAGUUGAAGUUCAUAUAAGUAAACCGGAUUUACAGCAGGUAGAAAAUCCAAAGAACAGAUUAAGUGUGGAUAAGUCAGCUAAUGACAAAAUAUUAGCUUUUUCAGAACAAGUUGAAACUGUUGCAGGUAAAAACGUUUCACACCUGGAGGAACCAUCCAAUGGAAACUUUAUAUUGUCACCAGCUGUGUCCCCUAAUCAUUGUGAAAAUGACCUUUCUGAACGGGUGACAGGAUUAAGUUGUAUAGCAAAGGUUUUACCUGUGGUCAGUGUGGUCCAAGUUGGACAUGUGGCCUCACCUAAUAAUGAUAUAAUAUCCCCUGCCACAUUAGCUACACCUGAUAAGGUAAACAGACUGGACAAUAGGCAGGUAAAAGCCAACGGCCAUCAGUGUAUUGAUACACAGGUCAAAGGGUCAAACUGCAUACAAUCUAACACUAAUACACACAAUAGGUCAUCCUCACCUCAGCCCAGGACUGCCUUAUCCCAGGGUAAUCAUGCCUCUACACUCACAAACACUCGUAAGGAUUCUACAACACUUCCCCAUACAAAACCAAGGAGGGUGAGCAAAGGCAAGCACACAGACAGACCUUCAACAACAAGUUUUACACAAAAUAGGAAGUCAUACUCAGAUAGUUUGGAGCAAUCCAUUAUUGAGAAUCAGUUUAAAUACACAGCCAUUCAAGGGUGUAAAAAGCCGACGCAGAUUGGUGGCCUUGACCCUGUAGGAAGAAAAGCUAUAAGUCGUGGGAGUAAUAUAAGUACAGCCACGGCCCUUUGUACCAGUGAAGGUAAACACCCGGGGUGGAAGGUGGCACACGAUUCGUCUCUCUACUCGGGUGUAAACAUGGAGGAAAGCAAGGCAGAUACAGACGGUGAACUGUCAGUAAAUUUAAAUGAGACAGAUGACAGAGUUAAGCAACAUGUGGUGCACCAAGAUCAUCAUUCUUAUACACAUACUGGCAGUUCAGACACGGAAACUCUUAAUGGAAAUGUACUUAGCGAGACUAGUGAUAUCGUUCCUCCUCUUGUGGGAAGCGAUGAGUUUGGACAGUUUGAGGAAGGGGACCCCCCUCCCUGUGAGUGUGAUGAAUGUCUACUCGACCAUGAUGAAGAUGUUUCUACUAAAGUCAAGCACAAGUCUUAUAAAAGGCAAAGUUCCUGGAGAAAGAUACGGAAUAUUGUCCACUGGUCACCAUUCAUACAACAGUUCAAAAAGCACCGGUAUCCAUGGAUACAACUAGCAGGCCAUCAAGGAAAUUUCCAAGCUGGUGAACCUGGAGGUGUUUUAAAGAAGUUUGAUCCACACGAAGAAAAGGCCCUGGUGAAGUUGAUGAAGGAUGUGCUGCGGCCGUAUGUGCCCGAGUACAGGGGCCAUGUGAUCAAAAACAAUGACAAAUACAACCAAAUGCAGGACUUGCUAUGUGAGUUUGAUGCACCAUGUGUCAUGGACAUCAAGAUGGGCACACGAACGUACCUGGAGGAGGAACUUGUAAAAGCCAGAGAAAAGCCCAAGUUACGCAAGGAUAUGUACCAGAAGAUGAUGGAAGUUGACCCGUCUGCACCCACGGAGGAGGAGCAUGCCCAGCAGGCUAUCAUCAAACCUCGCUACAUGCAAUGGAGGGAUGAGAUGAGUUCUUCCGUCAACCUUGGCUUCCGCAUAGAGGGUAUCAUGAAAAUAAAUGGAGGCUCCAGCAAAAAUUUUAAGAAAACACAAAAUUGUGAGGAGGUAAAGGAAGCAUUGAAAUCCUUCAUAGGAGAUAACCAGGAGAUUCUGUCCAGAUAUAUAAGACGAUUAAAGGCUAUCCGAGCUACUCAAGAAACUUCCGAGUUCUUCCGUUUACAUGAGAUCAUUGGCAGCUCGCUAUUGUUUGUCCAUGAUAAGUCAGAAAAGGCUAAUGCAUGGAUGAUAGACUUUGGGAAAACUAUGCCACUUCCGUCUAGUGUGAGUAUAGAUCACAGAUCGCCAUGGGUCGAGGGAAAUCACGAAGAUGGCUACACAGCUGGUCUUGACAACCUAAUCUCCAUACUGAUUGAACUCACUAAGAACACAGACAAGGCUACAAACAAUGAUCCAGAGUGAUUACACAGCAUGGCUAAUGAGAACUUUGAUCUAUACAAUCCUUAUUGACUGAGAAUUUGGGGUUUGAAACCCAUUACCUAAUUAAAUGGAACCUGACAUUGAUGGACCUAUACAAUAUUGCUACGGUUUCUAGGACUGUUAUCUAGAUUAAUGGUAUUUCUGCUUCAAUGUACCAGAAUCCAGGUCGCUCAUACUCAUAUCAUUUAAUGCCAAUUUAUACCAAUUAAGGUAAACUUCUGUAAAGUCUAGAUUUCUGUUACUUAACCCAGAGUUGUGGAACCUGAGAAGUUACAUAAGAGGUGCUGUGGUCUGGAAAUGGACUUUAGAUAACCUGAAAGUUAUCUUAAACAAAAACAAAAACUGAUGAUUUUCUUCUACCCUGUUGCAGACAUAUGAUAUAGUUUAAUUCAGGAGAGGUAUGGGGAUGUGAGACUGCGGACCAAAAUGUACAUCAAAUGUGCUGUAGCGACAUUCCAGUUUUGGGGACUAUAUAUUUUAUAUGUAGAUACAGUAGUUGUAUAAUAACUGUGCAAUUUGAUAGGAGGUGGUAUACAUUUUCUGCUUCCGAAAACCCGGUAAUUUAUUGUGACUGUAAAUUUUACUGGAAAAGAGCCAUUUCCCAUUGUGUGUGUCUACUUUCUGUGAGAAACUCCUGGAACCUCCCCGUUAUUUGGCACCUUUAUCAUUAACCCUAACCCUAACCCUAACCCUAACCUUUAUUCUUGCCUGGACGUUUUCCGUUUUGCCAUGGUUACUGUGUUUUGUUUGAAUUAUGUUGGGUGGUGAAUCCCGCUGUGGUAUUUUCUACUGAUUUUUGUUUUGGUGAAAAUAGAUUGAGAGCUCUGAUCAAUUGCUCUGUUCAUAUUAAGAGAGCAUGAGCCAAGUGUAAAACACCAUGUUUGUACAACACUACUGUAUAUGGUUGUAUAAUACACU
This is a messenger RNA of Mizuhopecten yessoensis (Yesso scallop), 6586 nucleotides long. RefSeq lists its product as uncharacterized. The record is from RefSeq and is a predicted model, not a curated record. Lineage: Eukaryota; Metazoa; Mollusca; Bivalvia; Pectinida; Pectinidae. The transcript is spliced from 9 exons. Gene Ontology annotation, biological process: inositol phosphate biosynthetic process. Bases 899 to 5650 code for a protein of 1583 amino acids. Gene Ontology annotation, cellular component: nucleus; cytoplasm. Gene Ontology annotation, molecular function: inositol-1,4,5-trisphosphate 3-kinase activity; inositol tetrakisphosphate kinase activity.